CGCUCGGGCCUGCCGUACUUGAUCUCCCAACCAGGGACAGCGUUGGAACAGUAGGUAAUCGUGACAGUACAACAGGAUGGGUGUAGUGAGGACCUUCUGGAUGCGUCCGUCUUCAUCCUUGACUUUCCCGCGACAGUCCAAGACGACGUUGGCGUCGCGGACUUGCAUAGUGCCGGCGGAUCCGGAGAGCAUGGAGUGUAGCUGGUGGUAGUAGUUCUUGUCCGAUUCUCGUUCGAGGCGAAUGCGUUCCUGUUCCACCGCUUUUCGGUUACUCCGGUUGGGCCGAACCUGCACCCGAUCGCUCUUCAUGAGGGCGGCCGAUUCGGCCGUAUCUUUGCCGUCAAGUUUUUGCACGUGGACGAAUUCCAAAUCGUGUACGGCGACGGACCCUUCCGGGAAUCUUUCCCGACACACCUGUACGUACCGGUUCAUGACGGCUUCCAAACGCACGUUCUUGUCGAGUCCAAUCUGGACCGUCGUGUUGAGUUGCAGAACCGGGUGAUUGGGAUAAGACGGGUGCACUUCGGUGCAGGUGAAAAAGAGCGUAAUGUCGGCUUCCUGUGCCGUGCGCGUGGCUUCGGUUUCUUCCGAUGCUUCGGCCACGCCCCCUUCGAUAAUGUCAGCGUGUCCCGCUCCUUCUUCCUCGUUGUCGUCGUUGUCCCCCUCUUCUUCUUCCAUUGGAUCUUCUUCUUCAUCGUCAUCAUCGUCAUCACCGUCCUCUUCUUCUUCGUCGUCGUCGUCGUCUUCUUCCGGUUCACCCAAGACUACCGGAGCAUCCGGAAGAAUGCCUUCGGGUGCUUCGUCCUGACGAUCGUUCAUCGAUGGCGUAGGUUAUAUGUAAUUGGGAAACGAAAGGUCGUGGUAACUUAUCCCCAGCGACCGUACAAGAUUGAUUGAAAACGUAUCGGUCGAUGCAGUGCGUUCAAUCGUCGAUUUUACUAGGGGACAUUCGCCCGACUGCGUGGAAUGGAAAAGAAUAACGACUAGUUGAUCACCGUGCCAGUAUUCUGGUGUGACACAGACGCGUGUGUUGUUGUCCAAAAAAGGCCAUGAAGUUUCGUCCAUGCAUUGACUUGCACCACGGCCAAGUCAAACAAAUCGUCGGGUCGACACUCCGGUUCACGAGCCCCACGACCGACCACGAUGACGACACCGUGACGGCUUCCUCGGUUCCGGAAUUGGCCACGAACUUUGCGACGGAGCGUCCGGCACGGGAAUUUGCCGAACGCUACGCCCGGGAUGGUCUCACUGGUGGACACGUCAUUCUCCUGGGUCCGGGCAACGCGGACGCGGCCCGUGCCGCGCUCCGCGCCGCUCCCGGAACCUUGCAGGUCGGGGGAGGUGUCCACGACGCCAACGCACGGGAAUGGCUCGAUGCCGGAGCCUCGCACGUUAUUGUCACCAGUCACGUCUUUAGUAACGGACAAAUCGCCAUGGAUCGUUUGGAACGGCUGGUACAACUCAUUGGCAAGGAACGUCUCGUGCUCGAUUUGUCCUGUCGGAAACGUCCCGAUGACCACAACAACGGACCGUACUACGUCGUCACCAAUCAGUGGCAAGUCUUUACCGAGUAUGCCGUCACGACGGAAAGUCUCCGGACGUUGGCGGCCUACUGUGACGAAUUCCUCGUCCACGGCGUGGAUGUCGAGGGACUCCAGUGUGGAAUACUGGACGAUCUCGUGACGCUCUUGGCCACGUCCCCCGUACCCGUCACCUACGCCGGUGGCGUCCGAUCGAUCGACGAUCUCAAUCGCGUCGAACAACUUGGACAAGGCAAGGUUGAUUGUACCGUCGGCAGCGCACUGGAUAUCUUUGGCGGCAGCUUGCCCUACGCAGACGUUGUGGCCUGGCAUCACCAACGCAACGGUGGGGCCGUGGCGCCGGCGUGAACACGAUUGACGUU
Molecule: messenger RNA, 1903 nt
Organism: Phaeodactylum tricornutum CCAP 1055/1
Lineage: Eukaryota; Bacillariophyta; Bacillariophyceae; Surirellales; Neidiaceae
Exons: 3
Coding region: 1050-1889 (279 amino acids)
Biological process (GO): L-tryptophan biosynthetic process; L-histidine biosynthetic process
Cellular component (GO): cytoplasm
Molecular function (GO): 1-(5-phosphoribosyl)-5-[(5-phosphoribosylamino)methylideneamino]imidazole-4-carboxamide isomerase activity
Source: RefSeq, a predicted model, not a curated record